Pimephales promelas (fathead minnow) is the source of this 1146-nucleotide messenger RNA. RefSeq names its product transmembrane protein 176 (gene tmem176). The record is from RefSeq and is a predicted model, not a curated record. Gene Ontology annotation, cellular component: membrane. Lineage: Eukaryota; Metazoa; Chordata; Actinopteri; Cypriniformes; Leuciscidae.
GCAGAUCUUUUAUGUGGAAUUAUUGCGCACUUAUAGACGAGUUUGACUAACAAGAGAAGAAGGGGUCCUGCCAGCACACCACAUACAAACAGCUCAAAGAAUCGACUCGAGCAGAAUCUUUGCAGACUUUUUAGGUCAGCCUAUCUCACUCAUUCAUGUGGAAUUCUGCUCUGCGUGAACGGUGCUGACGUUACUCAACUGUAACUUAAAAACGUGUCGUAUUCCCUUGUUGCAAACUUGACUUACUUGAAAACGAAGGAUGACUUUGACUGUGACGACAGACCUGUCAGUAAAUACUGGCCCAAGUCGGGUAGAGGAAAAGCUGGAAGACAAACAAAAAGCUUUGCGAGAAAGCAUCGAGAAGGGGCAGCCCAAAAUAUUCGGGGUCUCUCAGAUAGUAAUAGGAUUGCUGAUCAUCUCCUAUUCUAUACCUCUACUUUCUACUGAGACCACAAUAAUACUCACCUUUGGUGUGCCAUGGUGGAGUGGCCUUAUGUUUGUCAUUUCAGGCACCGGUGCAAUAUUAGUGGAAAAAAUUGCCACCGUGAAGACAGUCUCUGCUUGCUUGGCAGUCUCUUUUGUGACCAUAAUCAUCUCAGUUAUUGCACUUAUCCUAUACUAUGUUGACAUUGCUUCCAAUCCGGCAACCACAUGCCAUAUGGGAUCAGACCAGUUGUGUGACCAACAGUAUUAUGCCACUAGAUUCAGCACAGGAAUGAAGAUAACCAUCUCAAUUGUCAAUAUUGUCCAGACAGCACUGUCCUCUGCUUUCGCAGCUAUACUGUAUAAUCAGAGGAAAAACUUUACAAGCUACACGACCCUGGGCCAAUGAUGUCCUGCUUAGGAUGCUGAUCAUCCCAUGUAUGCCAUUUGUACUCCCAUGUAUAACAAAUGUACCCCUGAUCGCAUUUCUGGAUUAUAAUCAGAGGUCCUUAAACUAACCUAUCCACUUCAUAUGUGUGGUUUUGCUUAACCAAUAAUGCUGUCCAUUGUGUGUGCAAGAAUGCAAUGCACUGAAAUGUUGUUGUAUUUUAAGUGAAAAUUAAUUCAAAGUGAAUUGUAUAUAUAUUUUUAAUCUAAUAUCAUCAAUAUAAUCGUAUAAAUAUGUUUUUUUUUAUUAAAGUUUUAUUUCACAUUUAAAGGUAA